This is a messenger RNA of Nyctereutes procyonoides (raccoon dog), 750 nucleotides long. RefSeq names its product protein FRG2-like-1. Bases 1 to 750 code for a protein of 249 amino acids. The record is from RefSeq and is a predicted model, not a curated record. The transcript has 4 exons. Lineage: Eukaryota; Metazoa; Chordata; Mammalia; Carnivora; Canidae.
AUGCUGCUCUUCAACCCCCAGGAGACCUGGAAGCCAGCAGGCUUUGCCAUAGAGAAGGAUUCCAGGAUGACUGGGUAUGAGGAUGGAGUGGAUAAAGGAGAUGAGUGGAGCUUAGGAGAGUUCUCAAAUGAAAUUAUCAGUGAGAAGGAUACUGAAAACAUGUUUUUCACCGAUAUGGAAGAAACCCUUCUGAUGAGCCUACGGUCAGAGCCGGAGACAGAUGAGGAGAACUCCAAGGAAACUGAGCUCAAAAGACACAGCAGUAGCUCUGGAUCAGGGGCCUCUCCAGCAGAUGAGGGCAGUGUGACUCCGGAAAAGAAGAAACGGAGGGCGUCUGACCACUGCCGCAGCAGCGAGAGCCCGGGGACCGCGCCCGCCCGCCCCGGGAGACGCUGGGCGCGGGGCUCAGGGCGCAGCAGGCGGGGCAGACACAGCCUUCGGGGAGACCGGCCGCCUCCACUUCGGAAGGCACUGGUGACCACCCUGCGCGCCCUGUCUGAGGCCAUCUAUCAGGACGUCGCUCAGGUGUGCGAGCUGCAGAAGCAUUCCCCGCUGACCUGGGAGGAGCAAUUCGGACUCCGGCAGCUCUGGGGGCCUCUGUACUCGGCUUUGCAGACCAUCUACACCAUGGCCAACCAGGCGGCCUACGCCUUCCCGGCCGAGAGCUGGCUCCUCCCAGGCCCGCCGCCGGGCCCCGGGCCCCAGGCUCCAGAUGCGGAUGGACGAGAAGCCCUGGGCUCCCCGGGGUAG